UCCUCCAAAGUGAUUUAUCUGCUCAGGGGCACACAGGGGAUAUGCUGCAAGGCUGAGCAACAAACCCAGGACUCCAGACUCCCAGUUCUGGCCUUUAAAGCACUAGGUGAUACUUUUCUAGGAGUCCUGAGAAGGGCUUCUUGCAAACUGGAGCAAAUAGUAGCAGGUGAUUUGAUACCGUGUGUGCGUGUCUCUUUAAGAGGGAAGCACAUGGUGGGGGAGCAGGAACAAAGGCUGCCUGUGCAGAGGGCCGGGCUGCAAGGAAAUGGGUGACUCUCCGCAGGAUCUGUUGGAAAUGGAAUUUGCAUCUAGGAAGAAACGGAUGCCUCUGAGAAGCAUUAUUUUUAAGGCAUGGAGAUACAUGAGUUGGUGUGAAAGGAAACUCUUAAAGAGAGAGGAAGUUGCAGUUGCAUACAGCAGCAUCAAGUGUUCGGAUCCAGGAGCAAUAACAGGUUGAACUGAGCGUGGAGGGGCUUUUCCCCUUGCUUCUCACCCCUACAAAAUAAUCAGGACCUUAGUGGGGAAAAUGGAGAAACAAUUCACAACGGGUCAUUUUGAAAAUGGCCUGCAAUGGCACAUCCUGGAUCUUGUAAGCACCUAAAACAAAAGGCUGGAGAUUCGGAAGACAAGGCGGGAUGCUGGAUUCACUUCUCUCUGUGCGCUCUGGAUUUUUGUUGGAAAUCUUGGAUAAGGAUUUGAGAUGACAUUAAAGAAAAUGCAUCUUUCUCCUGCAGCAUCAGUUAUAAGGCAGAAAUUUCAGCCUGAAGACUUUAAGAAGUUCACUCCUUUCACAUCUGUGCUAUAAUGGGUCCUUAAAGUAAUGCUGAGACUGUACUCAGAAAUAGAAUAAGGAAAAGGAUUUGGAAAACUCGGAAGCCUUCCAAAUAAAAGGAUUUUGGAGGUUUGCGUAUUCCUCUUUGAAAAAAGGAAAGGAAGGAGAAAUGGAAUCGAUUUACUUUGAACACAGCUGUGGCCUGGAGUUGGGUUGUUGUUGUUGUUGUGUAGAUUAGUAGUUAAAUACCAUGCUCUCUUGCAAAUAUCAGACUUAAUCCACUGCUGCCAGAGAUUUUCCAUUGUCCACACUACAGCAAAUAAGGGUUUUGACCACAUGUCUAAAAUGCCAUCUCUCUGAAGGUCUUGUAAAGUACCCAGUGACUAUAUAUUAGUGGGGAGAAGAUAUGGCCUUAAUUUGUGGUUUUCCUGCUUGGCCAAGUGCCACUCCAAUUUCUUAUCCCCGUCUGGUCUGCCGUGUACCAUACACAGAGAUUGGCCACCCCUAGCAUGUGUGAAUUGAGAAUCUGGAAUUGAGAUUAACGAACAGUAGCUGAGUUACCUUACAUCCAGAAUUUAAUCUGGAAAGUCCACUUUUUUGUAUGGUGUGGGGGUUCUCCUCCCCCCCCCCCCACGGCACUUAGCAUUUAUUUAGGGUUAGGUUGAUGUUUUCCAAUUUGUUUUCAGGAAUUUGGUUUUCUUUUCACACCAUAAAAAAAAAAAAGUAAAUAAAUACUUUUCUCUGGAGGGCUGCCACCCCAGCCCUGCUACAAGGUGUGACUUGUGCAAACAGAUGAUAAAUGGCUGAAACAAUGGGAGACCUGGGAGUGGUGUCUGAACAGCAUGUAGCAGUACUUGAGGAAAUUUAGGUGUGGAUCCCUGCAGCUAGGAGGAGAGGAAGUUGUGCUUUCGGUACAAGUGACGGCUGCUAAUCUGGGACAUUCCCUUCUCAUUAAGAGUUUGGCAAUCACUUUUGAGUAUCUAGCUGAACAGCAGUAUUAAUAAUAAGCAACAUUAUCUCUGCCAUUUAACCGUGAUGAACCUCAAGAUGCGGGUCCCCAAAUAAAAGCAUUUUCUGACAAUCUACUGCUGUUUGUUAAUAUUUUGGGUGGGAGCGGGUGGGGGAGGAAGCAUUUCUCUCAUAGCCAGGCUUUUCAAACAUGUUCUGAAUAUUUUUAUUUAAAUGGGACUUGAAUUGGGACCUCAACACCUCAUUUUCUUAAGCUUUUUUGAACACUCGAUCCAACCACAAACCCAUGUCCCUUUUUUUUUUUUUUCCCUCUCUGUAUAGCACCCAGCACUUUUUAAAGCAGAAAAAUGCUUUUGUUUGAAAAAAGACAUUCAGCCUUUCUUGCAACCUAGCUGCUUUUUUUUUAUUUAAUUAAAUUUUAUUUUAUUUUAUUUUAUUUUCAUUCCAAAUGCAGCAGGAAAGGUAGCAAUUACAUUCAUUUGGUCGAGCAGUUGGUUUAAGACACUUGCUGUUAUUUCUGGUGCUGAUUUUUUUUGGGUUGGCCAGCGGCUGCUCUGGCACCAUCUGUACCAGGCCCCUUGGUUUUGAGGCAGUUUGUGGAUGGGUCAUAUAAUUUAUAUAUAAUAUAAAAAUAAAAUAAAGCCCAGGCAAAGGCUAUGGGGGGUAGCGAAAUAUUUCUUGGGGUCUCCCUGGCAGCUGCUGUAUAUAUAGAUAUACGCACUCUGUGUGCACGUAUAUAUAUCACACACGCAGCGUAUGUCUGUGGUAGCUGCGUGUAUAUACACAGGGUCUUCAUAAAGUCCGUGUGCACUUUUAAACGUUAAUAACACGGUGUGUGCACGUUGGAGGUGCACGUUUGAAGCACGUGGGUGGGUGCGGGUGCCGGUUCGGUGCCGUUCCUGAGGAGGACAUUGGUGCCAGAGCCGCCCCUCAGCCAGAGACAGGGCCGGCGUCUCGGCUCAAACCAUUUCUCUUGAAGGGAAACGUGGGGAAAGCGGCUUAUUUGAAUCAAACAUCCGGAUGCGAUUUCUUAGAGGGAGCUGAGGGUGAACUGCCUUUAAACCCUCGUGUUACCUAAUGCACUAAUUACUCGGGGAAACCUAAAUGAAGUUGCCCGCUUCAGAAUGGUACGGUCUGCCCCCCCACCGCUGAGGCGAGGAGGCAGCGCCUGGGCAUGAUGGCGCCAGUGGGUCCUUAGAGGCUGCUGCCCCAUUUCCCCCAUUUUUUGCUUUCUCCUUGCCACCUCAACGUUUUAGUGAUGGUGUUCCUUCAGGAAAUGACAGCUUCCAGCUCUGUCCUCUCAAUUUGUGCACAUUCACCUCCCUUUUAGAAAAUGGUGGCCACCCUGUGACAGCUCGCUAUUUGAACCCAUUGGGCAGCCUCGUCCCUCCCGGCUCCAAAAAACCCCAGCGUGGCGCCCUGCAGGCCCUGCGCUGGUAGGCACCAAGGCCACGAGGGACUCCCUUACUUCACGCCUCAUGUCAAGCUCGCGGCCAUAGUGUUGUUUAACUCCCAGUCAGCAUGGAUGAGGAGCGGCCGGCGUCGGGCCCCAAGUCCCAAUAGCGGCCCCAGAGGAAAGCCGGGUUGCGUUCCCACUGUGCAUGUCACAUAUAUAAAAAUAACCAAUAUUGGCACCUGUGGCAGAGGGGAAAAGGCCUGUCAACACAAUAGGAUCUAAAGGUUGCAGCUAAGUGUUGGAUACGGAUGCGCUGUAUGACUAAACACCAUUAGUUUGAUGCACGGGCGCAUAUAAAAACCCUCUGUCGGCUCUUGGGUGACUGCCGUGGAGGUGGGCUAAGCCCCCAACAUACACCAUAUGACCAUAUCCAGGUCAUACACAUGACCUGGAUAUAGCUGUUUUAAUAAUGAUCGAUUUUACCCUUGAAACUCAGUUAUAAAUGACUUGCCCAAGUUCACCACGUCAAUUGGGGAGGUUAAAUAGUGGGGGUCUGAAUCCCCAUCCUUUCGGGUGUAGCAUGGGCAUCCUGAUUCCCAGUCACCUUUAAUAUCUCGGUGUUAGCGCAGGUGCAAUCUGUGUGGGCACAGACAGUGCCAUUGUGCAUCGGCAGAAGUAAAAUCCCAGUGGAGAACGUGCCUUGUCACAUCUGGCAGCUGUGCCGUGAAGUCGGAUGCCCCAUGCCCGUAAUUCCCUGAGAAUCGAAAGUCUACCUGCUUUGGCCAUCCCGGCUUGAACGUUUGCUUUGCUUCCUAGGUUUGCCGCGGGAAGGGGCAGAUUCCUUUCCGGCGGCGGGUGUUUAAUUUGGAGUCGAGACUUCUGCCGUUGACUCCAUCGAAAUGGCCGUGUGCGAGGACACCCUGCUGUGCAAUUACCGCAAGUGUCGUGUCAAGCUCUCUGGCUACGCUUGGGUCACAGCUUGCUCGCACAUCUUUUGUGACCAACACGGUAGUGGGGAGUUCAGUCGUUCACCGGCAGUCUGUCCGGCCUGCAACAGCACCCUUUCCGGCAAGCUAGACAUUGUCCGCACUGAGCUGAAUCCCUCUGAGGAAUACAAGGCCAUGGUGUUGGCCGGCCUGCCGCCAGAGAUUGUCCUGGACAUCAGUUCUCGUGCGCUGGCCUUCUGGACGUACCAGGUUCACCAGGAGCGCCUGUAUCAGGAAUAUACCUUUAGUAAGGCUGAGGGCCACCUGAAGCAGAUGGAGAAGGUGUAUACCCAGCAGUUGCAGAGCAAGGAUGUGGAGCUGACCUCCAUGAAGAGUGAGGUCUCCUCCCUGAAGAAGGUAUUAGAGGAGUACAAGAAGAAAUUCAGUGACCUCUCUGAGAAGCUCAUGGAGCGCAACCGCCAGUACCAGAAGCUCCAAGGCCUUUAUGACAGCCUCCGUCUACGCAACAUUGCGGUGGCUAAUCAGGAGGCCUACGAGCCACCCAUGAUGCCCCAGCCUGCCAUCUUUGGCUUUCCAUUGAAUAAGGGUAAUGCAGGCAGGCUGCCUGGGGAAAUCACACCAGUCCGGGGCAGGUGCGGCGAGGGAGACUUCCCCUUCAAGCCCUUCUUUGCCACGUCCCCUCCUGCAGGCGAACCUGGCAACAGCUUCUUCGCUUUUGCUUCUCCUACCAACGAGCUGGAGUCGCAUCCUGGAGCCAGCCGGGCCUUCAAGAUGAAGCGGAUGUAACUGGCUAUGUCCUGCCUCUGAGAAAAUUAGCUCAUCCAGUGCUGCAGAAAGCAGAAACACUCAUUGUCUAGGGCUGGCAUAUUUAUUUUAGGAGUUGCAAUGCCCUGCCACACCGCUUGUUGUCGGCAAAUUGUCACUCUCAGGCUGUAAUGCUGGUUGAUAUCUUCUGCCGGUAAACUUCUCUCCCUCAUGGGUGUCCCCCUCAGCUUGUAAAACUGAUUCACUUCCAGGCUGUAGGAGGUCAUUCAAUUAUUCACACAAUUAAUCACACACUGAUUAUUUUUGGCCAGCUACAUGCGUAUCUGAGAGAGAGAGUGUACUUGUGUGUGUGUCUAAAUGCGGGUGCAGAUCUGUGAGGUUGUAUGUAUUAGGGUGUGGAUGGGGAAGAGGGAAUGUAAGUCUGUGCCUGAGUUUGCUUGUGCACAUGUGUAAGUCUACACAGGUGUGUGUUAUCUGCAUAUGGGAAAUCAGCGUGUGUUUCAACCCCUGUCUGCACUUUGGCUUGUUACAUAAAUAUACACAAUAUUGAAUCUGUGGCUGUGUGCUAUAUGGUUAUUUGCAAGUGAGGAUAUUUAUUAUCUCAAGGUGUGGGUGUGCACAUUAUGAUAUGCAAUGGGCAUGCUUUUAAGUGUGCAUGUUUCAUAUACAGUUGCACAUAAAAAGUGUGUAUUUCCUGAUGUGAGCUUGUGUGUACAUGUAGGUGCAUAUUUGCUUUAUGUCUUUGCUUGUCUCCAAACCCGUGUGUGGGUUUCUCAGUAUGUUAUCCAGUGUAUGCAAAUCUACUCUUUCGGCUACCCCCCAUCCUGUCUUUGCAGUACUUAUGUUAGUUAAUUUCCCCCCAAUUAAAGUUCAACUGCGCACUAAUUUCA
Messenger RNA from Alligator mississippiensis (American alligator), 5739 nucleotides. RefSeq names its product cyclin B1 interacting protein 1 (gene CCNB1IP1). The record is from RefSeq and is a predicted model, not a curated record. Gene Ontology annotation, cellular component: synaptonemal complex. Gene Ontology annotation, molecular function: ubiquitin protein ligase activity. The transcript has 7 exons. The coding region runs from base 4037 to 4870 and encodes 277 amino acids. Gene Ontology annotation, biological process: reciprocal meiotic recombination. NCBI's taxonomy places the organism in Eukaryota, Metazoa, Chordata, Crocodylia, Alligatoridae.